Paramuricea clavata is the source of this 10784-nucleotide messenger RNA. The record is from the annotation of a GenBank genome assembly. NCBI's taxonomy places the organism in Eukaryota, Metazoa, Cnidaria, Anthozoa, Malacalcyonacea, Plexauridae.
GGAAAAGGACAAAACGGAAACCGCUCCUUAUUUUAUUGACGUCGAGCGGAAAUGGGUUGUCGGGAAAGGGCAAAUGAUACAGGAAACGGAUUUUCCUAAUGAGCGGAUAAGACUCAAAUGGCCUUUCUUUUGCCUCAGUUUACAUAUUCAACAAUACUCUUGGCUGUUGAUUUCGGCCAAACUUUGGCGAAAUAUUACUUGUGUUUUUGAAAAGUGAAAGGGGUAUUGGGUUUGUAUUAGUAACUUCGACGAAAGGCGAUUUUGACAGCGUAUCGGUUUGCGUUUUGACACCGCGUGUGGACGAAAAUAUAUCUUUGAAUGAAGAGGGUUUCGUCAACGUAAAAUAUAAGCGAGGUAAACAAUUUUUCACAUAUAUUAUAAUCUGUGAAGUUACGAAAUAUGUUUCGAAUCUGACAUACCAUAGCGCUUAGUUUAACAUACCGUAGUUUUAAUACCAAUACGUAUAUGUAUGUUUUUAUGCUCGUUCACAUGGUGCAAAUUUAAUAUGUGAAUUUUCCUAUUGUGUUAUGAUUGUUUUAUAGUAUGUAGUUGGCUGGGUUUAUAGUUUACGAAUUCUAAAUUAGAACCGUUUCUAUACAGUCAGACCUCUUCUAUUAUGAAAAGACACUGAAAACUGGUCAUAAUGAAGUCCACAUUUAAUAGAAAUUCUGCAGGAUUAGACCAGGCUGACUUGGCCACGAGAUCCUGCUUUUGUUUAGCCCAUUGAGCGUCAGUGCUUUCCCUUUGACAAGUAAUAUUGUCUGGCAUUAGGCAGCGAAAAAUAGUAAUAGGGCACACUGCAACUCAAUGGGUUAACUAGAUAGGUGGGUAGAUAAUCUGUUAGCCUAUUGAGCACUAGUGUCUCCACUAGCUUGACAAGUAACAUUGUCUGGCAUUAGACAGAAUAAAUAAUUAAGUUGGGUCACAGAAUAGACUAUACAGAAGCCCGACUUCUUGGUUAUUCCUAUGAUUUACCGAUAAUGUUGGCAUACCGUAAUUCGUCAUCAAAAUGCUGACGCCAUGGGCCUUGCCAGUGCGCUUUGAAAGGCAUUUGUCCCCCUGAAAAUAUUCAAAAUGGCAGAAAUCCAGGGGGGUAAUGCCUCUCAUAAGUGCACUGGCUAGGCCCAUGGCAUCAUCAUUUUGAUGACACUAACAAAUUAGCGAUUACUCGAGUCAACCUUUUGUAUGUCUUUAUUCUGUGGUUGGGUGCAUUGGGGUGCAAUUAGCCUGCAGAGCUGGUGUUUUGGUUGGGAGCGAAGUAAACCAAAAUGCCUGGUCUGCAGGCUAGGGUGCAAUACACCUGAUUAAUCAACUCAUUGUACAUCAGCAUUUUCCCCUUCAUAAGUAAAAUCUUGUGGUGUUAGACAGAGUAAAGUAAUGAAGUAGCCUUGUACAUUUGGCACAAUGCAUCUGAAUGGUUCAAUAAUGCAUUUUAAGAAUGUAGUCACAUUUCUAUGAGUUAUAUGCCGAUCGAUACAAGAUCCCAGCAUUGCCUGGCUCAAUGAAACUUUUAAGUCAAAAAUGAUGUUUAUUUCACCAAAAACCAUUUCAGGAAUUCAACCAUUUCAGGAAUUCCCUUGACAAGUAAAGUCAUCUGGCAUUAUAAUAGACAGAUGUACUGUAGGCUUAAUGUUACAUACACAAAAACAACACUUUAUAGCCAAAGGGUCAUACUUUCCAGAAGGAUGUAUUAUAAUAACUGUAAUGUAGUUUUCUUAUUAAAUGGUACAUGUAUGAUAAGGUCGGGAAUCCUGGCUAAAGUUUUCUAUCUUUUUGUUGUGCACAGGUGGAAAACAUCUGGCAGUAUUUUGCCAGAAAAUUUUUUUCUUACAUUUUUAUAUACAUUGAAUUGUCAUAUGUUUGAUUAACCCCUUAAGUGUCUUACUCUGUCUAACGCCAGACAAUUUUACUCGUCAAGGAGAGAGUCAGCUGCCACUAAAUGGAGUUAAAAAUUCCAACUCUCUUACAAAUCCAAGUUGUCAUCUGUUCAUAUUUAAGUGCCGCAUCUUCUCUGUUGGUGGCACUGUCAGAAUUUGCAGGGACGUCGCUACUGGGGGGGGGGGGGGGGGGGGGGUAACACCCCCCAAUAAUUCAAAACGUUAGUAAAAGUAGGUGAAAAUGGAAAAUAUUUGCUUAAAAUUGAAUAUCAAAGUAGGUAAAAUUUGGUCAAAGUUUGAGAUAAAAGAUGGUCAAGUUUGCUCAAAGUUAUGAAAUCGUUUGCAAUUUUAACAAUUUCUAAGCUUUGGUUAUGUUUUUGCUGAAAAAAUUGCAAGCCUUGCUUAUUUUGUAAAAAAUUUUGACCAACCAACCCACCUCCUUGUUCCCAACAUUUUUGGGAAACAUUUCUACGACUUGGUCAAAUUUCUAGGAAAAGUUGGUCAAAAUAUGACGACCCCCCCCCCCCUCCUCAAUGUUGAUACCUUUGUGACGUCCCUGAAAAUUUGUUGGGUUUUUUUCAAUUCAUUUCAGCCUAACUGAAGACCAAGCCAUGUCCAGAAAGAAGGCAACAAGGCGGAAAGUGAAAGCGACAGAUUCAUAUUCACGACACUCUCCAAACUCAAGCACUAUGGAUCAUGCACAAAAAUCAUCAGAAGAAUAUUUACCACAUGCUUCCAGUUUUCAUUCACAACAAGACGUCUCUGUUGAUAGCACAGCUCCGCAAGCGAUUCAGCUAAGAUCGUUAAUGCCUGCACAUUGGAAUGAACAGAACCAUUCAGGUAGCACAUUGAGUUCAGCGGUGAAAGUCAAAACCGAGCCAAAUGUUGGGUUGGAGCAUCAGGCAUGUUCAAAUGAGAGCAACAGACAACAUACUCCAACCUCAAAACAAGAUAACACCAGCACCUUCAAACCUGCUAAGAUCAAGCGUGAACGUCUUUCCCUGGAUAGUUCCGUAUCUGUGAGAUCUACUCAUCAAUUUCCCACUAUGGACUUGGGGUCACAUUUAGAACAGUCGCUGAGUUCUUUCAAACCAGGCCCUGACCUGACGUGGUCUCAGCUACUGGAAGCGAAGAACCUUCCAAAAGUCCAUAUUCCUGAAAGAUUACAGAGUAAUGCAGGUAUUAAAAUGGAGGGGCCUGAUUCCGGCUCGGGUAUGGUUCUGUGUUCCACAGAUGACGAUACGGACAAUCUGCCUUUGGCGCUUCGUGUUGGAAAGAAAUCAACGGUUGGAAAGAGUAAUACCGUAUCUGCAAAAGAAAAAGCUAGUUUAACCGGUUCUAGUAACAGGUUUUCCAAGAAUCACGAUGGGAGCAGCGGUGUGCUAGAUCUUUCCAAGAAAGCAAUUCCUCCCGAAAUACGCAGAGUGCUGGCUUCAAAGUACGGUGUCGCGAAGCGUCACGAGGAAGGCCACUCGGGAAGUGUCGUCCCUAACCUAAAUAAGUCGAGGUCAAGGUUUACACAAUCGUCGAAAAAAGCUGGGGUUAUAGACUCGGAAGACGAAGGCAAUAAUCGAAGUGAGACUGCAAGUUCUUCCCAAAAAUUGAAAGCAAGUUCUGAUAUGCCCAAAAGCAAAUCAGUAUCACCUACAGAAUAUCCAGGCUCGAUUCCUCUUCCAGCUAAAGUGCUUAAUCGACGAAGGUUUAGUUCAUCCACCUAUGAGGGCAGAAGAUCAACUCCUUCUUUUGAUCAUCGCGAGGCUGUUGGAGACAAACUGCAAAGUCGUGGACUUGUUGACUUGGGCUGUCAUUAUGUAAAUCAUUUAAAGGACAGUCCACCUCCAGGCAGGAAUUCUAGAUCACCUUACGAGGAAUCCGUAGGUCCUACGGAUUUAGGUAGAGAAGAUUCAACAAUUUUGGACAAAGGUGUGAUGCGGGAAGCAAAGAGCAUGCGCCAAUCACCUUUCGAUGAUCGUAAUGCUGGGUCUAGCUUUGCUAAGGGAUUACCACAGGGCGUAAGGAGGUCUUCGUUUGCCAGUGAUUCGUCUGAGACCUCCAGGUCAUUAAAUUUGAGAGGAGAGACGCUUCAUCACGAGGGUGCUAAGAAAUUGAACGAUGCUAGAUCACUGCAUGUUACUGGGCGUAAUUCAAAAUCUCCUGUAGAUUCUCGCAAUUCUGAAGAAACUAUGGUUGAUCUUGGACCUAGCACAAGUCGUUUCGGGCAUCGUAGAGAUUCGUUUCAUUCCAUAAGAAGUUCAUCUCGGUAAGUUCAUCUUUGGAAACAAUGGUUGCAGAUGUUGUUAGCAUGCUGCCCUUUGCACAUGUAAAAAUGCACAAGUUGUGCCAAACCUGCAACCGACGUGUAGCAAUACUGUUUCAACAACUUGUUAUCAGGAUGUGUUCGCACUGCUUGUUCCCAGCUUGUUAACAAGUUGUGAACACCUUGCAAAUGUUGACAACUUGCUACAAGGCUGACUACACAGACUUGUUGCAAGUUGUUUCAACAACUUGAUAUUGUGAGUGACAAUCUUGUGACAAUGACGACAGUGUUACAACUUGUUGACAUGCUCGCUAAAAGCCCGAACAUAUCUUGUUAGUUAGUUAGAAACUUUAUUUAUUGUCAUAUGUCAUCUAGCCGGUUACAAAAUAACCUUCAUCUUGUUGACAAGAUGUGAGACUUUUAUAUGUGUACUGCAGAGUUGAGCCUGCUACGGUAGGCCGAGGGUAGAGUAUUCCUUAGGAUGGAUGGCUACCCUGCACAAAUUAGAUUUUCUUGAUUUGCUAGUUGAGCUCCUGCGCCUAGGGUUUGGGUUAAUUGGGCAAGCCCAUCCUUUGUAAACGGCAUUAAAUAAAUUAUACAAUUAUCUAGGUCUCCUCUUGAUGAUUUAACAGCCAGUGGUAGUGGACCUAUGAUUGAUCUUAAUACAAGUACGAAUCAACUCCGAGUACCACAGAUGCGUGGUGGAAGAAGCCCUUUUAGUUCGUCACAUUCAAGCGAAACACCAAAUCAUUCCCAACAAAGAAAUACCAAAGAAAGGAUGAUAGAACUCGGGAGUGAUAAACCGCUUCGUGAUUAUCAUAACAAUGCAAAGCAUCCCAAUGAAAGUUCGAAGUAUACCUUACCUAGAAGUUCGUCCAGGUCACCGAUCAGGACUGAACGAUCGACAAAUACUCCACCUAAUAUUAAAGAACCCAUGAUAGAACUUGGAAGCGGCAAACAGUUCCAUGGCUACUUGGAAAAUGCAAAGCAUGCCAUUUCAAGAAGUUCGUCAAGGUCACCAGUUAGGACUGAUAAGCAUAGUGGUACUUAUUCUCCUAAUGAACCGAUGAUAGAACUUGGAAGUGGAAAACAUGACGACCAGACUAAUACAAAGCACGCUGCUCAACGAAGCCGGUCACGAUCGCCUAUGUCCACUGAUCUGGCAAGUAAAUCUGACCAUCCUGAAGCAAUGAUUCAACUCAGCAGUACGGUACAACAAAGAAGCAGAUCUCGGUCCCCUGCUUCCGGAGCAUCAGGUGAAGCAAUGAUCGAACUCAGUAGCACGAAUCCUUUACACGAGCGUAGAGGAGCACCACGUAUGAAACCUUUAGAUGCAAUGAUAGAUCUAAAUAGCAUGGAAAACCCAGCAUCUCCACUCAGUCCAGGCUUUGGAGCACUUCCUUUCUCCAGCUUUCCAAGUCAGGUCUACAGACCCCCUAACCGACCACGUUAUCCCUACAAAUCAAAACAUUAUCGUGGUCGCCCACAAAGAGGCACUUCGCCUGCAUUAGGCUCACCUGGGUUUAGCCCAAGGCUACCAUUUGGACCACAUUUUAAUUACCCGCCUAACCAGAGAUACCGAAUGCCUGGUGCGCCGAUGAUCGAGUUGGGAAGCCUUGGUAAAUCAAGCGAGUUUCAGGGUAUGGUUUCAAGUCGGUCCUCUGAAAUGCCGGGGCGGUCCGGAACGAUUCCAAAACGAAGACAUUCCAUGGAUUAUCAGAGUUUAGGCGAGCCCACGAAGAAAGCACGUGUGACAGUUCCUGAUCAGCGGCUUGAGGUAAAACCUGGGGGAAGUGGUGUAAGGCUUAAUGUAAGUGAUCUCCUGCUGUUGGAAAGAGAGGAACAAAAGUAUAUUCAAGAUCUGUCCUUGGUUCAAUCGCAACUCACGGAAAUUCGAUUUAAAAUGCAAAGAAUGCAACAGGACUUGGAUAAAUUGCAAUCCUCUGAAAUGGAAAUUAAACAACGUAUCGAUCUUGUUCGCGGGAAGAGAGUCCAGAUACUCAAGGAUGCUCAAGGUCAUCACGAAUCACAAAGGACUUCUACGGCAUUAGGUGAUAGUGAUAUGAGUACACGAAAGGAUAAGGAGGGUGAUAUAGGUACAAGGAGGGGUAAUGACGGUGAUAUGGGUAAACGAAGGGAUAAUAAUGGUGAUAUAAUUACAAGAAGCGAUAAUGAAGGUGAUAUAGGUACACGAAGGAAUAAUGGUGAUAAAGGUACACAAGAUGAUAAUGAUGUUGCAGCAUACAAUGGAGAUAACCUAGGUUUCCAUAGCAAGCGAACUGGUGAUGCGAAAGAAAGUGCACCAGAGUCGAACAGAAAAGGUUCUCGUGAUUUUCCUGAGGGAAAAAACAGUGAGUUUCGAGGAAGUUACAAUGCUGAGGGAAGCUCAUUUGAACAGACCAGAGAUAUGCGGAAAAACAGUUCAGAGAAAAAUUCUGACAAAAACAACGAAAGAAUCUCUAGCUAUGCUGGAUCAGGUAGUAAAUAUAGAAAUCUGGCUGAUGAUCGUAACCUCGCACCUUUAGAACUUGUACUGCGUGAUGCGGGAUAUCCUUCAAACAUGAGUGAUCCUCCUCGUCCCAUACUAUCAACAAAUGUUCCAACUGUUCAACAUUAUCCCAUAACGUCAAGCGGGAACGAUAGGUCUUACCAUACCACAUUUAAACCUGGGCGUAGCCAUUGGGAAAAAUCUUCACCGGGCACACCCCAGGAGAAACUCUCCACAGAAAUUGAAACUUUUGAAAGUUCCAACGGAUCAACCAUUACGUUAAACAGCGACGGGACUUUGGUGCUUCAUAAAAACGCAGCAGAAACUAGCCAGGUUGCAAGGAAGUGCUCCAAUCCUACUAUUCUCCAAGAGGCUUGUGUGGAUUUUGAUGCAAAGAAAACAGAAUACCGUGGCAUUACGUCGGAUCAAUCAAAGCAGUUUUUGGGAUGUCUUGAGAUUACAAGUACCACUGAUGAACCAUUGGCCAGUGAGGAUGACGGGCCGAAAGAGGUACUGCACUUAGGGUUAGGGAGGCGGGGGGGGGGGUACCCCCAAGUCUAAGUUAAAUGAAGUUUAUACUGUUUUCCAUAGUGGUCUAGUAAGGCUUCAUCUUCAUGAUUUCUUAUUACGAUUUUCUUUUAUCCAGGUUUUAGCUGAAAAGGAAAGAGAAUGCCUGGCAAGUAAGUUAAGGUAAUAGAACUGAUGAUAAUGUCUUAACCGUUGACCAUGAUAUCUGAAUAUUGAUAUAAUGUAAGUUAAAUACUUUUGUUGUUGUCGUCGUUGUUGUUAUUGUUGUUGCUGUCAGUGUUGUUGUUGUUGUUGUUGCUGUUGUUUAUAUUAUUAUUGUUAUUGUUGUUGCUGUUGUUGUUGUUGUUGUUAAAGUGGAAUUUAAAGUGAGUGGUUUAACCUUUGUCUAGGUGUGACCAAGAUAGGAUCUCCAGCACUGUCCCGAGCCUGGAAAUUGAACAAGGUAAAAUUUAGUAAUUUUGGUAACUCCUUGUACAGUAUAUCACGUGGUGUAACAUACGGACAAUAUUUUUUUUAGAUGACAGCAAUACUGGCUCAGCUGGCGAGAUGAAUUUUAUUGGACAUACUGAUGCAGUAUGCUGUAUACUUGUAAGUAAUGUCAUUUACUGGCACUAGAUUACGUUUGAGACGAAGAAAAUAUUAGUAUGUCGUUCUGUUUCAAAACACGAAAUGGCCUAUACAAUAUUUUCCAUUUUUCUCUCUCAAGCCAUACAAAAGAAAGUUGUUCAGUGCUUCAGCAGACCGAACUGUCAAGGCAUUUGAUAUGAAGGUGAGCUUUGAUACUUUGUAUGAUUUUUCUCCACCCUGCUCUCCUGGUCUGUGUAACACUUUGAGGCACCUUGACGUCGAUGGGACGGCUUAAAGUCCACCUAUCUCUAUAACUGCAUGAUUAGCACAGUAAUCCUGUGAUCUUCGGAGGGCAAUAGAGAGAAUGACGAUAAGCUCAGGGGUCGAUCCGUCUCGCAGUACUGAAAAUAACCAGUGGUUUUGUAUCCAAUCUCAGUGUAACCAUGUUUUUGAACACAAUUGAAAAUUCUAUUAUGUUUAUUUACAGACAGGAGAAUGCAUAAAGACGUUUAAAGGCCAUGAAUUGGCAGUGAAUUGUCUUCAGGUAAUUAUAUACAGUGCUCUAAGUUCACUUCAUUUUCCAACUACGAAAACAGCCUAACUUUAAUAUUGUAUUUUAGAUAUCUGGAUUGGGGGACAAAACAGACAGAUUGUUCACUGGAGCUAAUGAUCAUUCUGUGAGAGCAUAUAACAUUAAGGUAGAUCAAUCAUGAUGAUAUGUUGUAUAUAUAUAUAGAUCUGUUGAAAUGUAUUCAACAAAGGAACGUUGCAUGCUCUAGCAGUUUUAGACUGUUCUCCCCAGACGUCCAGUAAGGCUUUCCUGAUCGGUCCAGUGUUACCACAGGAAGAAACCUCAACUAAAAUUUUCAAGUUUCAUAUUUUUUUUUUUCAAUUUCUCAAAUAUUAUAAAUAUGGUAAUAAAAUAUGGUAAUAAAUCUCAAACAUUCUGUUUUAUUUUAGUCUGGGGCGUGCACUCACAAAUUCGCGUUCGGCGGACGUGUAAUGUGUUUACAUGUCGCGUUCGGAAAACUGUUUGUUGGUCUUAGCUCUGGUUUUGUUGCAGUCAUAGAUUUAAAGGUAAGCAAUUGGUAACUAACUUUAUUUAUACCGAAUAUUGCCGUUCUGAACUGUUUUCCCUAGAGGUCUGGUAAGAGCAAUCUCUUAUUGGUCUAGUGUUAUUGCAAGAGGAAACCUAAAUUUAACUUUAUUUACGCUAGACAGCACUCUCAGUUUUAGACUGUUCUCCCUAGAGAUCCAGUAAGGGUCAUCACUUAUUGGCCCAGUGUUACCACAGGAGGAAAUUAGAGUUCCCGGAGAAAACCUGUGAAGUUUAGUACAAUCAAAGUGGAAGCACUCUUUCAGUCGGAAAAUGUAUAGCUUAUAAGUUGUCAUUACUCAUUAGUGAAUGCGCGUAUACAUGAAACUGUCUUUUACAGUUUCAAGUCACUGAAAGCACUCUUUUCUCAUCAGAAACUGAACCGAGCUAAAACGUCUUUGCUUGUAUCAAAUACUGUGUUUCCCAUUUGUUUUGCCGAAGUAUUGUUCAUGAUACAACUUCUCAUUGCAGACAAACGAGUGUAUUGAUCAGUUCAACUGUCACGAACCAAGUAGAAUUAGCUGUUUAUCAUCUGCGACUGAGGGACAACGCUCGCUUCUUGCCACAGGGUCAUUUGACUCCACCAUCACCAUCCGCGAUGAGAGUGUAAGUCCAUGUCAUUUGUCGACUAUGUGAGCUCUAUAUAUUUCUGGAGUAAGAACUUCAGUCAUGGGCCAUUCCAUUUAAUAUACACACCCCCCUGUGGACGAAAAUUUCCGAGGGGGGUUGAAAGAGCCGUUUCUGAGGGGUUGUGUGCAUCGGCAUCCUUUGAUCUUUGCGUUUUUUCCAAGGGUAAGGCAAAAAUUUAUUAAUUUCUGAAGGGGUGUUUGUGUCGGCACUUUGAUCUUUUUUUCUUAGGGGUUCAAAUUUUAUUGACUUCGUCCACAGGGGGGUGUGUACAUUAAAUGGAAUGGCCCCAUUCGGUCAAUGAGAAAAGUGAAGCCAAGAUGGCGGCCAUUGACGUCCAAUAUCUCUGAAGGUCGUAAACAGUUUCAAUACCAUCCCCCCCAGCUAAUUCCAGUAUCGCUAAACACGUUAUCAGUUCAUUAAACCAUAGUAUUAGUCUUUAGAAGAAGACAUUUAUUGAGCAGUAUUAAAUUACAAAUACAUGAAUUAUUAUAUUAGGUGUAGUGCUGGUCGCCUGUAAUAACCAUAGGGGCCUAAUCAAGACAAGCGGCCAGAGAUCAAAGUUAAAACACGAAAUUUGCAAACACUCCUUGCAACCUUGUGUCAACCCCGCAGACAAAAACAAGAGAAUGGAACUAGAACUAGACGUCAAUUUCUGCCAUCUUUGGCUUCAGAUUUCGACGCCAAUUCUUUCUACAAAAAUAGAUGGAGCUAUAGACUAUAGCUAUAGACUUAAUUUUGAUCUAAGCAAGAAAAACGAAAUCCACCACCACAACUAGAAAGAGCAUGUUAAAAUUAGUAACAUUGCAAAGUUCGGCCCAAAUGUGGUGCAUUUUCCCGCGCGUAAUACAAAUUUAUACAAAAUUUGCAAUUUUCCUCAUUUUACAACAUUUCGCAACCAAACUUUGCAAUUUUACUAAUUUUAACAUGCUCUUUCUAGCUGUGGUGAUGGAUUUUGUUCUUCUUGCCUAGAUCAGAAUUUAGUCUAUAGCUGGAGUUACCCAUACUGUGGCCUGGAUACUAGGCAUCUUCAUUGCAUCACUCUCAAAUUUCUUUUUAUUAGUCUGGCCUUUUAUUACGUCAUAUCAAAGAUCACAAGUUGACAGUGUUGUGUAUGCAAGUAGUGGAGAACAUUCUGUACAGUGGGUCAGCGGAUACUGUAGUUCAGUCACACAACAUCAAUACUGGGGAGUUGGUGCGUUCCUACACUGGUCACACCAUGAGUGUCAGCGGUCUACAGGCGCUAGGGGGAGUAUUGAUCACAUCGUCUCUCGAUAGGAUCAUUCGAUGUUUUGAUAUCAAGGUACGAGUGUCGCUCUGGUAAAGCCGAGAGUUGAUGAGCGU